This is a messenger RNA of Carica papaya (papaya), 798 nucleotides long. The record is from RefSeq and is a predicted model, not a curated record. NCBI's taxonomy places the organism in Eukaryota, Viridiplantae, Streptophyta, Magnoliopsida, Brassicales, Caricaceae.
UGACUUGACUUGGAAACUCCUUCCCGUAAACAAGGAAAUUAGUGGGUAAUUCAGCAUUGCGAUUCUUAUAGCUUAUAUCCAUGUUUCCACUUCUCUUCCAUGUAGGCAGCUCUCGGUGAUUUGAACAGGUGCAGAGAAAAAUGGCACGCGUGGUUCAUGAUGAUACAGUGUGCGUUGCUGUCGGGAAAGAUGUCGAAGAAAGCAAGUUGACUCUGUUAUGGGCACUGGAGAGUCUCCAAGCCAGGACUAUUUGUAUUCUUCAUGUUCAUCAGCCAGCCCAGAUGAUCUUUAAUGGGAAUUUUCUGGUGGACGAACUUGGAGAAGAUGAACUCAGGACAAUCAAAGAAGUGGAGAUAAAAAUCAUGUAUAGGAUCUUGGAUGAUUACCUUGACAUUUGUCGCCGAGCAGGGGUACUUUCUUUCCCAAUCGAUGAACUAUAUGUAUUGAUUUGUUCUCCUGCCUCCCUCUUUCCCCCUAAUUGUGAAUAUUUACAAUGUUAUUUCUAAAAGGUGGCUUGUCAUGAACCGUAUUUCAAUAAGUGAAUUGCAAAGUCAGCAGCGCAUUUUUUUUUUAAGAAGACUUUGUUUUCAAUUUGUUGUGGUGUUGGAGUUUUGUUAUGCAAAUAGGUAAAUCAUUGAACAGUUAGUGAGCUAGAAAAUUAAACUUGACAAGAAUAUGCCUUCUCUUUCUCAAACCUAGUCCUCAAUAUGCCCAAUUCUAACAAAAUUCUGAAUAAUGCCUUUCCGGGAGCAAAUACAUAUAUAUAAUAUAUAUAUAUAGUGACUUCAAAAAAACCUC